GCCUGCAGCAAAUCACUCUCAGCAGAGACCAGAGAGGAGAUGUCGACAAUGCUGCUGCAAGGAGUCUGGGACUGGGUCCUGGGACAUGCCAACUGGCUCCACUCUCCAUUUUUUCCAGUGCUCUUCUCCCUGGGAACCUACCUGCUCUUCUGCGUGCCUUACGUGGCUCUGGAUCUUCUAUCUCCACACGUGGAGCUCAUCCGCCGCUACAAGAUCCAGCCGAAGCACCAUGUGUCCUGGGGGGUGAUGUGGACUUGUCUGGCCCACUCUCUGCACAACCACCUGGUGUUCCUCUUCCCUCUCACUGUCAUCCACUGGUAUUGGAGGCAGGUGAGCUUCCCCACUGAAGCUCCACAUGUGCUAAAGUUGGCACAGGACAUGGUCACCUGUUUGCUGAUGUUUGACUUCCAGUAUUUCGUGUGGCACAUGUUGCACCACAAGGUGCCCUGGCUGUACCGCACGUUCCACAAGGUGCACCACAAGUAUACGUCAACGUUUGCCCUGAGUACGGAGUACUCUGGAAUGUGGGAGACUCUCUCGCUGGGGUUCUUUGCUGCCAUCAACCCCCAGCUGCUGGGCUGCCAUCCGCUCACUGAGCUGAUGUUCUUCGUCCUCAACAUCUGGCUGUCUGUGGAGGACCACUGUGGAUACAACUUCCCUUGGGCCACUCACAACCUGGUGCCUUUUGGACUUUAUGGGGGAGCACCCCACCACGACCUCCAUCACCUCAAGUUCAAGUCCAACUAUGCCCCAUACUUCACACACUGGGACAAACUGUUUGGAACUCUACACGAGGAAUAAUAUGAAGAGACUGAUGCUGAAACCCAAAGUCCUAUGUGGACAUUUAUUUGCAAACCCAAAGUUCCUAAGUGGACAUUUAUUUACAAACCCAAAGUUCCUAUGUGGACAUUUAUUUGCAAACCCAAAGUUCCUAUGUGGAUAUUUGUUUGCAGACCCAAAGUUCCUAUGUGGACAUUUAUUUGCAAACGUGCUGGCACGCACUAUGAAUUCUGUGAAUUCUAACCAUUGUAAAUUAUAUUUAUGAAAAAAUAUUUAUUAUUUUAAUUAAGCACCUUUCAAUUAUGAAUAAAUAAAAUAUUUUUUGUAAACCUGAUACUGCUUAUUUAAUAUAACAUGUCACAUUGUCCUGAAACGUAUCCUAAACUGAUUCAAUGUGUUUGAGUAUAUUUGCUUAUUUUGCACUUGAAUAUUGAAGACAUACACAUAUGACUGUACAGUCCAUCUGUUGAAUGUAAUAAAAUAAUGUCUUUG
Messenger RNA from Engraulis encrasicolus (European anchovy), 1272 nucleotides. RefSeq names its product cholesterol 25-hydroxylase-like protein. Gene Ontology annotation, biological process: sterol biosynthetic process; cholesterol metabolic process. Gene Ontology annotation, molecular function: iron ion binding; C-4 methylsterol oxidase activity; steroid hydroxylase activity. The record is from RefSeq and is a predicted model, not a curated record. Bases 40 to 801 code for a protein of 253 amino acids. The transcript has a single exon. Gene Ontology annotation, cellular component: endoplasmic reticulum membrane. NCBI's taxonomy places the organism in Eukaryota, Metazoa, Chordata, Actinopteri, Clupeiformes, Engraulidae.